Fraxinus pennsylvanica is the source of this 2397-nucleotide messenger RNA. The record is from the annotation of a GenBank genome assembly. Lineage: Eukaryota; Viridiplantae; Streptophyta; Magnoliopsida; Lamiales; Oleaceae.
AUGGGAAUAGAAGCAGCGCCACUCUCUUCUGUUACUUCUCAUUCGAAGGGUUAUAAUUUAAUUAAAAUAUUGGAGAAAGAAAAUUACUUCAACUCUAUGUCCCAAGAAUUUCAUCAAGGUGUUUUCAGUUUUUUGAAUGGAUUCGAGAGAUCGCAACAAGAACAACAUCAGCAGCAUCAGCAGCACAUAGUAGCACAGCAGAUCCGCCGGGAUAAACACAGAGCUCAAGGCUUUGAGCCACCACAUCCAUUGGUAGGUAUGGAAGAAGAAUCUGGUGGACUUCCAGUGUAUGAAACCGUCGGGAUGUUGUCCGAAAUGUUCAAUUUUCCAUCUGGUACAGCCACAGCUACGGAAUUAUUAGAGAACCAGAUAUCACAGAAUUACCGGAAUUCAAGACAAACUCCGCCCACCGGAGCUGUCUCGAGUGACUGGUUUUCCAAUCGGCAAGGACUGGUGGUGAGUGGUUUAGGGCCUUUGGGGGAUUCAAAAGAACAGACUGAAGUCAAUGACACUGCUCAUCAUCACCACCAGAACCAGAUUUCAGGCAUUAAUGCAGACUCUGCAGCAGCCAUGCAGCUUUUCUUGAUGAACCCACAACAACAAAGGUCACCAUCUCCAUCUCACUCUCAUCAUCCUUCUCAGCCUUCAUCUUCGUCUACUCUCCACAUGUUGCUUCCAAAUCCAUCUUCUUCUUCCACUCUCCAAGCCUUCCACAACCAAGAAGGGGAUUUUGGCGGCGGCGCAUCCCAGUUUACCUGGGUUCCAAACAGUGGCAACGAAAGCAACCCUAAUGAAAUUCCGGGAGUUGUGGAAGGACAAGGGCUUUCUUUAUCAUUAUCUUCUUCAUUACAACACUUGGAGGCAGCCAAGGCUGAAGAAUUGAGAGUUGGAGAAGGAGGGAUGCUAUUUUUUGGUCAAGGUGGAGGGUCAAGUUCAACGCCAUACCAAUUCAAGAAUCUGGGUGGUGGUGUUGGUAAUCAGUCACUUCAUUUACAAGGGGUAGUGGGUCCGAACCACCAGCUACAGGUAGGAUUAGGGUCUUCCUUUUCAUCGGUCCACGUGUUAAGGAAUUCAAAGUACGCCAAGGCAGCUCAAGAAUUGUUGGAAGAAUUUUGUAGUGUUGGUAGGUCUCAAUUCAAGAAGAACAAAUUUGGUAAGCAAAAUACUGCAAACCCUAGUUCCAAUCCAAGGAGCACCGGUGGUGGCGGAGGAAAUUCUCCAUCUUCUUCAAAAGAUCCAACUCCAUUAUCAUCUGCUGAUAGGCUCGAGCACCAGAGAAGGAAGGUUAAACUAUUAUCCAUACUUGAUGAGGUGGAUCGAAGAUACAACCAUUACUGCGAGCAAAUGCAAAUGGUGGUGAAUUCUUUCGACAUGAUGAUGGGAUUUGGGGCGGCCGUACCAUAUACAUCACUUGCACAGAAAGCCAUGUCUCGCCAUUUCCGGUGCUUGAAAGACGCCAUAGCUGCACAAUUGAAAUACUGCUGUGAGCUAUUAGGAGAAAAAGAUGCUGCUGGUUUAUCAGGAGUGACCAAAGGAGAGACUCCAAGACUUAGAAUUUUGGAACAAAGCCUUAGACAGCAAAGGGCAUUUCAUCAAAUGGGAAUGAUGGAACAAGAAGCAUGGAGACCCCAAAGAGGCCUGCCUGAACGCUCUGUCAACAUUUUGAGAGCUUGGCUUUUUGAGCAUUUUCUGCAUCCGUAUCCAAGCGAUGCAGAUAAGCAUCUGUUGGCUCGACAGACUGGUCUAUCAAGAAACCAGGUCUCAAACUGGUUCAUUAAUGCUAGGGUCCGUUUGUGGAAACCCAUGGUAGAAGAAAUGUAUCAACAAGAGGCCACUGAAGAAGAGGCAGAAGAGAGAGAGACUAAUGCACAAACUUCAAUACAGCAGCAGCAGUCCAAUACCACCAUUGCUGCAGAGACAGCUGCUACUGCUUCUGCAAUUACUCCAUCAGGCAAAAGAUCCCAAGUCAAUGAACAAGAAAACGACCCUUCAUUCAUUGCAAUUAAUAAUCAGUCCUCCUCGGAAAACCAGGCUACACAACCCAACAUACCGCCUAAUUCAGCCUCCGCCGUGGCAGCACAAUCUUUUCCGGCAGCCGCGCGCCACCAAUAUGGGACCAUCAAUGCUGUUUCUGGGAAUGCUGAUAUUAAUGAGUCUACGCUUAUAAGAUUUGAGAAAUUCAUUGGUUGUGGAUGUUAUGGGGGAAAGGAAAUAGGAUAUAGUGUUGAAGUUCUUGCCACAAUAGUGGAGGGCAUGAUGGUGGAUAAGGCAGAGCGAAGCGGCUGCAAGGUUUGGAGUCUGAAAUGGUGGCCGCCACCUGUGGAGGGGAUGCCCAAAUUGAACAUCGAUGCAGAAAGUGAGAGACAGUUCGAGAGUGGCAGCGGCUGGUGCAUAUAG